Molecule: messenger RNA, 3017 nt
Organism: Choloepus didactylus (southern two-toed sloth)
Lineage: Eukaryota; Metazoa; Chordata; Mammalia; Pilosa; Megalonychidae
Gene: SKAP2
Product: src kinase associated phosphoprotein 2
Exons: 13
Coding region: 343-1425 (360 amino acids)
Cellular component (GO): cytoplasm; plasma membrane
Molecular function (GO): protein binding
Source: RefSeq, a predicted model, not a curated record
ACGAGCUGCGAGGCGUGGCCUUUACAGAAGCUCCUUUGGAGGCCAGGAAAAAUGAGGGACACACAUGCGCAGUUGGACCCCUUAGCCUCUUAGCGCGUUCUCUCUGCCUGUCGCCCCGCCCCUCCCUCGCGGGCGGGGCUGGGCCGAGAGUCCAGCUGCUGCUGCUGGCUGGGGCUUCAGUGACUUCCUUGUUGUGAGCCCCGGCCCAGCAGUGUCCGGAGUCAUAGCCCCGCUGUUCUCACCCGGACCGCUAUCCCGAGUCUAGGUGGUAGCCGCAGUCCCACCCCGUCGGUUCCUCUUUCAGUACAGGUCCUUCUCCCGCACGCUCCGCGCUCCCUUAACAUGCUCAACCCCAGCGGCACCUCCUCUCCGUAUCCCCUCCCUGAGGAAAUUAGGAACCUGUUGGCAGAUGUUGAAACAUUUGUAGCAGACACACUGAGAGGGGAAAAUUUAUCCAAGAAAGCAAAGGAAAAGAGAGAAUCUCUUAUUAAGAAGAUAAAAGAUGUAAAGUCUAUCUAUCUUCAGGAACUUCAAGACAAAGGUGAUACAGAAGAUGGGGAAGAAUAUGAUGACCCUUUUGCUGGGACUCCAGAUACUAUUUCAUUAGCCUCAGAACGAUAUGAUAAAGAUGAUGAAGCCCCCUCUGAUGGAAACCAGUUUCCUCCAAUUGCAGCACAGGAUCUUCCUUUUGUUUUAAAAGCUGGCUACCUGGAAAAACGCAGAAAAGAUCACAGCUUUCUGGGAUUUGAAUGGCAGAAACGGUGGUGUGCUCUCAGUAAAACAGUAUUCUAUUAUUAUGGAAGUGAUAAAGACAAACAACAGAAAGGUGAAUUUGCAAUAGAUGGCUACAAUGUCAGAAUGAAUAACACCCUUAGGAAGGAUGGAAAGAAAGAUUGCUGUUUUGAAAUCUCUGCUCCUGAUAAGCGUGCCUAUCAGUUCACAGCAGCUUCUCUCAAAGAUGCUGAGGAAUGGGUACAGCAGCUGAAAUUUGUGUUACAAGAUAUGGAAUCUGAUAUUAUUCCUGAGGAUGAUGAUGAAAGAGGAGAAUUAUAUGAUGAUGUUGAUCAAGCUCUACCAACCAGUGGUCCACCAACAAGUGGUCAACCAAUAGAUGAUGAAAUUUAUGAAGAACUUCCAGAAGAGGAAGAGGACAAUACACCACCAGUGAAAAUGGAAGUACAAAAGAAUAUGAGUCAGGACGGUGUUCAUCACACCUCAGGAGAUAAAAGCACUGAUUAUGCUAAUUUUUACCAGGGUUUGUGGGACUGCACAGGAUCUCUUUCUGAUGAGUUGUCAUUUAAACGUGGUGACGUGAUUUACAUUCUUAGCAAGGAAUACAAUAGAUAUGGCUGGUGGGUAGGAGAAAUGAAGGGAGCCAUUGGCUUGGUGCCUAAAGCCUACAUAAUGGAGAUGUAUGAUAUUUGAGAGUCCUGGAAAAGAGAGAUUCCUCUGCUAGUCAACAAAUGCUUUGGAUUUAGAAGCAUCAUGAAAGCGUGAAUGGCACUGCAUAACCUUUCUUUGUUUUGUUGAGCAUCGUUUGUCUUUAUUUUAUGCAGUCAUUCAUUAUACUAUUCCUCUGAUGUGAAAUUAAAUGAAGGGCAUUAAUGUAAAUUAGAUGCAAGCAGUAAAGUUAUACCUGUUGCUGUUUUACAAAGAAAUAAUAGUAGUUUUUCUCCAUCUGAUUUGUGUGAAGAAUUCAGCACUAUUUUAUAAACCACAUAGUCACUGCUACUUCCAGUGUGAGUUAUAAUUUCUCUUAAUUAUUGGGUGUUAAUUUCUUUAGAAUGUAAUUUAUAAUUUCAUAGAAAUUUUAAUAGAAUAUAUCAUGCAAGUUUUUGGUGGAUGCUAUCUACAGAAUGCGGCUUUGUUAAAGCUUUAUAGAUCUUAAGUAUUUAUUUUUCACACAAUAGUGACAUGGUUCAUGAAAGGAUUUUUGCUGAUUGGCAAAUUCACUUCAUAUAAAAGAAAGAAAGAAGAAAUGAUAAAAUUGAAAAUGGCAGUGUGCUGUCCCUUCUACAACACAUGUACAAACCAGAAAUAUGGUUUUGCCAAAUACUUUAUAAUAAUAGAUAUCUUGAUUAGGUGAUGAGCUUGCCAACACUCUGUAUCAUAGUUUUGUUUGAAUUUAAUAAAAUCAGAAAUUCAUAAGGAUCACCAUUCUGCCACUAAUAUAAUGGUAUAAAGAAUCUCAUUGUUUUUUCAAAGUAAGAAGGCAUAACCAAACACCCUUUUAUCCUGCCUUAUUACUGCUAUGCUAUUAAAGUCCCACCACAAAAUAGUAGAAUUCCAGAUCAGAUGUCUUCUCUACCCUCCUUGGAGAACUGAGGAGAAAAGCAAGGCUCGGAGAGUGAGUGUAGAGGUCAUGGUAACAUGUACCAACAGGUGCAUGGAAGGGUAACGUUAGCCUCAUAUCUGAAUUAUUUGAGUUAUAUGCUGUUGAAUCAUGUGAUUAUCUUUUCAUGUAUAUUUGAAAUCAAAGAUAUUUGAAAUGCUUAUGAGGCACUAAUAUGGCCUUAAUAUAUACAUCAAAAUGCAUUGCUGAUUUAGAUAAUUACUUGGUGUGGAUAUAAUCUUCUGAUAACAGAUCAUUAAGGAAUAGGUACUGUCUUUGUUGAACUUUUCAGAUCUUUGCUUUAGAUAAACAUUCUGACCAGUAACCAUGCAAAUGGGUAGAUAAUAUUUAAAAACCUUCAAUAUUUAUGUAACACUUUACCAGACAUAUUUCAGAGUAUAUUUUACCAUUAUUCCCUCAAUACCAUGAUCAUCUAAUAUCAAAUGUUAAGAAAAAAAAACCUUAAUUUUAGUAAUACUGUGUAAACUACAGUUUAUAUAAAUAGACAUUGUCAGGUUAAAACUUUCAGAAAUUACAUUUGUGCAUUAAUUUGCCUUUUCCUAAUACAAUGCCAUUGAAAUAGAUUGGAAUCAUGUUGGCAAAAGUUAAAACAACUGCACACUCCCCUUUGUCCAGUGUAUGGAUGGAUGAGUAGAAAAACAAGGGCAAAAAAAAAAAGAAAAAA